Platichthys flesus (European flounder) is the source of this 3098-nucleotide messenger RNA. RefSeq names its product RERG/RAS-like b (gene rerglb). Bases 36 to 653 code for a protein of 205 amino acids. Lineage: Eukaryota; Metazoa; Chordata; Actinopteri; Pleuronectiformes; Pleuronectidae. Gene Ontology annotation, molecular function: GTP binding; GTPase activity. The transcript has 5 exons. The record is from RefSeq and is a predicted model, not a curated record.
CAGAGAGCCAGCUGAGGACCUGACAGAGCGCAGGCAUGAACGACAUCAAGCUGGCCCUGCUGGGAAGCCAGGGGGCUGGGAAAUCAGCUGUCCUUGUGCGCUUCCUGACCCGGCGCUUCAUCGGCGAAUAUGCCUCGGACACCAAUUCCCUGUACCAUAAGAGGCUCUCCAUCGAUGGCAGGCAGCUGAACCUGGAGGUCUUUGACCCCUGCUCUCAGAGCUCGGAGGCCAGGUGUAUUCUGGAGGAGCCAGUGGACUGGGCCGACGGCUUUGUGGUGGUCUACAACAUCAAUGAUCGCACUUCCUUCAUCGACGCCAAGGACAUCCUGCGGCAGAUUCGGGAGGAUCGAGUCGACCACUGCAAGGGGGAGAUGGAGGUUCCUGUGUGUCUGGUGGGUAACAAGCAGGACCUGUGCCACGCCAGGCAGGUACUUGAGGACGAGGGCCGUGGUCUGGCGCAGGAGAACCACUGUUACUUCCAGGAGGUGUCGGCGGCCGAGAGCUACCAGGACAUCGCCAACCUCUUCACACAGCUCAUCCGACAGGUGAUGGAGCACCUGAAGUACAGAGCGGACCGGCGACGCUACAGCGGCUCCAAGUCUAUGGCCAAACUCAUCAACAACGUGUUUGGCAAGAGGAGGAAGUCGGUGUGAUGGCUCCAGUGAAGCCUGUUGAUCAUCAGCUGGAAGGACGGGGAGGUUGUGUGUGUGGAUCCAUGAUAAAGGGAACCAACCCAUAGGUUAUGUACUCUGUGGGAAACCUGUCGAGUAUAGACACAAUGGUUAGACCCCAACAUUGUAUUCAGUGAGCAACAUGGAUGGUUGGUGGGAAGGUUUUCAUGGCGUCGGGCCUGCCACUGACAAAACUUCAAGAAAAUGUAUUGUACACACAUGUGUAACGUGUUAUUAAGUUGGGAUAAAAGACUAAUGUUAUACUGUUGCGAUCAAAACAAAGAAGUUCAUUACUGAAUAGGGCAGUGGGCCCAAACCUGAGGGAUGGGACCCUAAAAUGGACUCAUAUGAUGAUUAAAUGGACAUACAGCAGUGAAACAAAACAAACACUUUCCUAUUCAGUAUUUAAGAAUACAUCCAAAACUAGAAUUCCGAGACCCAACAGUCUCCUCAUAAACCACAUUUAAACUCACUAGAUCUUGUUUUUAGUUUUGAUCUGCACCAAAUUAUAAACAGUCAUGAUUAGCAGUUCCUUAAACAUGUCAGAUUUUUUCCAGCAAGAUUCAUGGAUUAUUACUUCGGAAAUCAACGGAACUUUUGAACGCCAGCCAGUUAAGUGAAAAAAAAGUGAAAAAAAACCUAGCCCUAACCCUAACCUUAACCCUUCCACCAAGUUUCUUGCCUACAAUCAAACCAACCAACAAAACAACACAUGAAGAUGGAUGGCUGCUCUCCACUAAUAAUCUCUGGCUUCUUUAUGUCUGUGACUUUCUCACGUUAAACCUGUAGCAGACUCUUCAGACAUUUCCUCUGUUCCUCUUGAGACACAUUAUAAAGGCAGACGUCUAAUGAGCAACUGAUGAGCCACAGCCCCCCCUCGCCUGUGUGCUCAUAGUGUGUUAUACUGCUGCAUCAUGCUGACUGAACUUGUCGACACGUCACAUUUAGACCUUGCUUUAAGCAUCUCACUGCAGCUGUGUCCUGCAGCUUUGCCGACAACUGUUCAAACCGCUUUUGCAAGUUUGGAGCUGCAAGAUGCCCAAGUUUUAUAGAUGAUGAGGGAAAAAGUAUUUUUUAAUGCAUUUCACUGACACAAAAAUGCAAAUUUUUCAAGGGCAGUCAUAUUUUAUGGUUGAUUACUAUUCUUUGAGUAGAAUGUCUCAUGUUCUAUCUCCGAGGGGUUGAUCCCCACAGGACAAAGCAGUUUUAUUGUUUCCUUGUUAAACCCCAUGAAACAAACUGUGAUUAGUGAAUAUGAGCUAUAAAAUAAUCAAAUUUUAUUUGAUUUGAAAUGUAUUUUAGGUACCCAGACAACUGCUUGUAUUCUAUAUGAGAAAAGAUAAAUGAAUAAAGGGAUCAGUCACUUCACUGAUAAAUGGGGCGUCUUAAGUAUAGUGAAUCCAGGUACAGACACAGGCUAGAAAUUACAGAUUAAUGGAUUAUUUACUGAAAAUGGAGAUGAAGAUUAUGGUGCUGGGGGUGAGGUUGGAGACCAGUAGAGCCAGCAUGGGGAUAGCUGGGGCCAUGAUGGUGGCUCGCAUCGCAGAGCAGGGAGAUGAAAAGUACGGGGUAAUGAAGGGAGCCAUGUGGGACAUGAUGACAGGCCAGGGGUUAGGAGUCAGAAAGAAAUGCUUGGGAAAGGACACAUACCGGCAUCAGGAUGAAACAGAACGGUGACUCACAAUUUAAGAAAAAAAAGAACGAAGAGGAGGCUAUGAUGAAGCAGAGUGUUCGUUUCAGACCUGGGUAUUUAUCAGAGAAUCAAUGGGCAACCUUUAACAGAGCUUUACCCAGAAUUUUCAAACAAUCAGUCAGUGUAUCAGUAAAAUAUAUUUGUAUUUCCUUUAUAGAUGUGCUGAAGGUAAUGUUGGCUUCAGCUUUGCAAUUUUUCUAUGGAUGAAGGAUGACCUAUGAUAGUGGACAUUUUACUUUAGUGCUAUACAUUUACAACAAGCAUAUGAUUAGUUAAAUCAAAUGCAGGAAUUAUAAGGCUUGAAUCUGCAGCUUUUGGGACCCAUGGGUCAGUGGUCCUUGUGCAGCUGCCUGUUUGUUUGUGUUGUUAUCAUAUCUCCCUCUCUGAAUGCUCACAUAGCCACAACUAAAUACAUCAUUUACAUGUAUUCACCAGUGCAAUGUUAUAUCAUCAUUUUGAUAGAUAAUGUUAAUUACAAAUGUAAUAAUUAUUUUACGUGUUUUUUUAUGAUUUAUAAAUACCCACUUUAACAAAUACCAAUUAACUGCAUGAACUGAUUCAGUCCUGUGUUGUUGUUCUUAAAUCCAGCUAUGUCACCAUGAUGCUGUAGAGAAAGAAUGUACCACAAAUAGUGAAAAAUCACUGAUUCAAACACUUAUGGAGUGAUUUAUUGGUGAAUGUUUGUUUGUAAAUACUGUGAAGACAUUGGUGGUCCAGAGGAAAUUAAAGUGAAA